UUUGAAAACUCGUGCGUGGGUAUACAAUCCAUCUUGCCGUUGACUUCACGCAGCUCCUAAAGCACAGGGGCUAAUAUGUCGAUGGAGGAUCCUUUUUUCGUGGUUAAAGGGGAGGUACAGAAGGCCCUGUCUAAAGCACAGGGGCUGUUUGAGCGCUGGGAGGAGCUGCUGCAGGAAGAAACACCCGUCAGUCGCGAUGAGCUGGACUGGAGCACCAAUGAACUCCGAAACUGCCUAAGGGCCAUCGACUGGGACCUAGAGGACCUGCAUGAAACCAUCAGUAUUGUGGAGGCAAACCCUGGAAAGUUCCGUUUAGGGGAAUAUGAACUCCAGGAGAGGCAGGACUUUGUGAAGCGAACACGGAAUUCUGUGCAGAUGAUGAAAGAGCAGCUCUCUAGUCCCUUAGCUGUGGCCCAAGCAGAGAAGAAAAACAGACAGGCUCUGCUGGGGGCCACAGAAAAGGAUCGUUACGCCGGUCUGGAGCCUCACCUGGUGUCUGCAAACUCCAGAUACAUUCAGGAGCAACAGGAACAGCAGCAGCUGAUCAUGCAGGACCAGGAUGAGCACUUGGAGCUGGUCACAGGCAGUAUCCGUGUCCUGAAGGACAUGUCCAGCAGGAUAGGAGACGAGCUGGAUGAACAGGCAGUUAUGCUCGGGGAGUUUAGUGAGGAGAUGGACCAGACCGGUUCUAGAAUGGACUCAGUGUUGAAGAAAAUGGAGAAGGUUUCACACAUGACCAGCAGUCGGAGACAGUGGUGUGCUAUUGGAGUUCUUGUAAUCAUACUGAUCGUGGUGCUCAUUUUGUUCUUCACCAUUUAAACCAGACUCUUCUUCGGUUUGGCCCUCCAUCAUGCCAAAAGCUUACAGAAGAAUUUUACCAUGAUGCUUCCACCUCAGCUUCCAUGAUCCUUUGUGAGAAAGAGAUCCCAGUUAUUUUUUAUAGUCCUUUCUCGUCUUUUUGCCUUCAUCUAAUCCAUAUGUCUUCUGGCUCUCAGCAUUUCACUCUCUCCCGCUGCUUUUGGAUUGGAGUUAUUGUCGACUGGAAGGUCUAAUCCAGAAUUUCACUAGUGCUGAGAUGGAAGUUAACAGUUAUUAUAUUUCUUAUGUUUUAUUUGUGGUACAGAGUAUAAGUGGGGGAUGAGGAAUUUGAUAUUGCCUUAUUAUAUUUUUAUAUGUUUGAUUCUUACAGCAGCAUAGUAAUUGUGUACAUUAUAAAUGCCCGUGAAAGAGGUUGACCAUAAAUAUGUUCACCAAUUAUGUAACAAUUUAAAUGUUGUUGUUAUUGGUUGAUUCAGAUUUAAAGCACAAUGAGUAAUGCAGGCUCAUAGCGCCCUCUAGAUCUGUAACGUCAUGAUAGAAACCUCUGAAGUCAUCAAAUAACAAUCAUCAAACAACCUAUGAUGGUGUGCAUUGGAAAUUGUUUGUAAAUUGGAAAUUAUAGCAAGAAAUGUAGGGUUAUUUAAAUGGUUUUAAAGCAAAGUCGCACCUUUAACAUGAGGUUAACAUUUGCAUUUUACAUGUUUGCUUUUCCUUUAUGGAUAAAUUUGACACUUUAUUGCAUUAUUUGAGUGAGCUUAUGUAAAAUUGCUUGCAGAAAAAUCAUCAAAUUUGCCUGCACUUUUCAUGAAUCUUCAUGGAUGUGCUGCUUUUAUGGGUUGGGAUUUCCCAUAUUUUAGACUAUGAUUUGGUUAUUCUUGUAAUAUUUGAGUUUCCCCAUAUUUGAAAAUAUAAUUUUAUGCAUUGUUUUUGAGAUUACUGUACAUUGGACUGUGAAGUUUCAUAUUACUGUGGAGAUGUGUAUAGAAUCAUUUGGACAUUCUUUGUCUCAAUUGAUGGUGUGGGUUAAGCCUUCACUGCAUGCCAAAGUGAUAUUCCAGACCCAUUACUCCAAUGAUAAUAAUAUAUAUAUUUAAAUAUAUUUGUCAUUUUACUAUUUUUCAAAGGAAAAUGCUAUUAACUGCUCUUUUAAUAUCAGCGAGAUGCAUGUACUGAAAGUCAGCUAUAUUAACUGACAACAUCCCCUCAAGAGCUGAUCGGACCCCACUGUUAGGAUCAUCACUUGAUAUUUCUAUUCCUGAACUUGAGCUCAGAUUGUGCCCAUCUGUGGGUGUGCUAAUGAACAUUUUGUACUGCUAUCCUCCGUGCCAAUGAGUUGUUUCCAGUGUGCCCUCUGAUCUGAGACACUACGUGCCUGUGGGUGAAUGUAUUAUGUUCAGUAUAAAUGCUUUCCUCUCUGAAUAUGACAUUUCAGUAUUCUCUUGUUUCUUGUAAUAUGAUUAAGUAAAUAAACCCUUGACUGAAAAUCAGAUCCAACUUCAAACGUAAGAUUUUUUU
Molecule: messenger RNA, 2334 nt
Organism: Rhinichthys klamathensis goyatoka
Lineage: Eukaryota; Metazoa; Chordata; Actinopteri; Cypriniformes; Leuciscidae
Gene: stx10
Product: syntaxin-10
Exons: 8
Coding region: 76-819 (247 amino acids)
Biological process (GO): Golgi vesicle transport
Cellular component (GO): membrane
Source: RefSeq, a predicted model, not a curated record